AUGAACAGUUCCUCUCCACACAAGCCCCGGCGCAGGGGCAAGAAGACAACCAGCAGCGGGAACGCGGCUAGUAGCAGUGUUGGCAACCCCAGCAUAGAGAGCCAAAUCCUCAAGAAGGAGGCUCUCGUCAAGGUGCCUGUCUUUCCUCUGGCCUCGUUUCUAUGGCCUGCCCGAGGCUCUGUGUCGCAAUGGGAGGUCCUACCCUUGAUUCUCAUGGUAGUCGGUCUAUUCAGAUGGGCAGCUGGACUCUGGGGAUACUCUGGCUUCCAGAACCCCCCCAUGUUCGGAGACUACGAGGCGCAACGGCAUUGGAUGGAGAUCACAACACAGAUCCCCGUGUCACAGUGGUACUUCCACGACCUCCAAUGGUGGGGGCUUGACUACCCGCCCCUGACGGCCUACCAUAGCUGGCUCUGUGGCAAGGUCGGCGCCCUCAUCGACCCGACCUGGUUCGAGCUAUACACCUCGCGAGGAUCCGACGACCCUAGCCUCAAGAUCUUCAUGCGAGCCACCGUUAUCGUCUCCGAAUACCUCAUCUACAUCCCCGCGGCCGUCAUCUUCGUUCGAAGAUUCUCCAGGAGCAGCAACGUACCUACCUGGACUGCUUGGAUGGCCCUCGUCGCAAUCCUGAUGCAGCCUGCCACAAUUCUCAUCGACCAUGUACACUUCCAAUACAACACGGUCAUGCUCGGCUUCGUGCUGGCAAGUAUGUCGAGCAUGCUGGCCGGCCGAUACCUCUGGUCCGCAGUUUUCUUCGUUGCAGCCCUCGGCUUCAAGCAGAUGGCCCUUUACUACGCCUUCUCCGUCUUCUCUUUCCUCCUGGGAAGCUGUGUUUUCCCUCUGAGGCCCGGCCGCUUCAUCGGCAUCGCGCUCGCCACCGUUGCGGCCUUUGCUCUCUUGAUUCUGCCCCUUGUUCUGGGCACCCUCUAUGACGCUCACCGGGGCAUCGACGCGCGACCUGACUAUGAGGGGCCGCCGCCUACGUUGCCCCUAUUUCCUUGGCUGACGGACCUUCUCGACACCAACGCCAUUUACUACCCGGUUGUCGAGCAACUCAUACAGAUGGUCCACCGCAUCUUUCCCUUCGCGCGUGGUCUCUUCGAGGACAAAGUCGCCAAUUUCUGGUGCGCCCUCAAUGUUGUAAUCAAGCUCCGCCAAUAUCCCACCGACCUUCUUCAGCGUGGCGCCCUUGCUGCCACACUGGCGUCAAUCAUCCCGCCCAACCUCAUUCUGUUCUUCCGGCCCCGUAAAUUACUUCUGCCGCUCGCAUUCGCAACAACAGCAUGGGGUUUCUUCCUCUUCAGCUACCAGGUCCAUGAGAAGAGCGCCCUUCUCCCUCUCAUGCCCAUGACGCUACUUCUCGCCGGCAAGCAAGGGCUGUCGCGAGACGUCAGGGCAUGGGUUGGAUUUGCCAACAUUCUAGGCGCGUGGACAAUGUUCCCCCUCCUCAAGCGGGUGGAUCUUGGCGUACCUUACGUUGUCCUCACUUUGCUCUGGGCCUAUCUUCUCGGUCUUCCACCCACCUCACUGAGCGCAUACUUCCAAGAGGACCAGGGUUGGAUGCGCCAGUGGGCAACAUUCCUUCUCCAUGGCGCGUUCUACGUCAUGAUGACUGCUUGGCACGUGGCAGAGAGGGUUGUGGUGCCGCCCGCGAACAAGCCUGACCUCUGGGUUGUUGCAAACGUUGGGAUCGGAGCAGUGGGUUUCGGUAUCUGCUACCUCUGGUGCCUGGCGCAGUUGGUCGCACAGAGUGACAUUCUGCCAACGCGGGGCAAUUCGAAGAACAAGGCGAAGAGCCAUUGA
This is a messenger RNA of Colletotrichum higginsianum IMI 349063, 1803 nucleotides long. RefSeq names its product ALG8 glycosyltransferase family ALG6. The transcript is spliced from 2 exons. The coding region runs from base 1 to 1803 and encodes 600 amino acids. Gene Ontology annotation, cellular component: endoplasmic reticulum membrane. Gene Ontology annotation, biological process: protein N-linked glycosylation. Lineage: Eukaryota; Fungi; Ascomycota; Sordariomycetes; Glomerellales; Glomerellaceae. The record is from RefSeq and is a predicted model, not a curated record. Gene Ontology annotation, molecular function: dolichyl pyrophosphate Man9GlcNAc2 alpha-1,3-glucosyltransferase activity.